This is a messenger RNA of Monomorium pharaonis (pharaoh ant), 2106 nucleotides long. Its product is annotated as endocuticle structural glycoprotein SgAbd-2. The record is from RefSeq and is a predicted model, not a curated record. The coding region runs from base 1160 to 1561 and encodes 133 amino acids. Lineage: Eukaryota; Metazoa; Arthropoda; Insecta; Hymenoptera; Formicidae. Gene Ontology annotation, cellular component: chitin-based extracellular matrix. The transcript is spliced from 2 exons. Gene Ontology annotation, molecular function: structural constituent of chitin-based larval cuticle.
AUAAUCUUCAUUUAUUCAAGAAAAUAACUAAGGAACAGUAGCGCAAUCAUCUUGUCGCACGGUCAUGAUAAAUGAUAAAUGAACUUGUGUAUUCGGUUUACGUUGCGCCCGUCAAGGAUCCACGGAUUUGUUACACGCUGGCUGAAUUUACGAACGGUGCACGAGGCAACGAAAAUUCGCACAACGAGAUCACCGGGUCAAUGGAAUGCGGCAAAAAACUCACGUCGUAUUAGGUGUUCUCGCGCUUCUUUGCCAAGGGAAAAAUUUAUGAUCGACUUAGCGAAGGGAAAUUUUAUUUUUCUCCCGGCGCGCCCACGCGAAGGAUAAUCCUCUGUUGCUGGCGUGUUUGCCUCACAAGAUUUACUUUGUCGUCUUUGAUAUGUUACAGUGUGAUGCUCACGCGAUGAAGUUACCCUUCAGGCGCGCACAAGUGUCGCGCGGUUUAAAACUUUGUUGCGAAUUUUCUGAACUAGCAAUUUAUAGUAUUCAACGUUUAUCAAAUAAUUUUGAACUUGUUUUCAAAAAUGAAUUAUUCAGCUUAUUUGCAAACACGCGCAGCUAUUUUGGCUAAAUUGCUCUCGAGUUUUGACAACAUUUAGGUAAGCGCAUACCACGCGUGCUUACUUUGUGAACCCUAAAGGCAGACUGGAUAAGGAUAUGCAUGAAUUUGCUUUCGCAAAGUGAACAUAGAGAUAUUUUAUUUCAGUUAUAUAUCCAUUUAUAUUAUUAGAUGGUAUCGUUUCGUAUUCAAUGGUAUAUAUUCAUUUACAUUAUUAGAUAAUACACAAAUAAAAAAAAAUUUAUUUAAUUAAUCAUAGAAAUCUAGACAGAGGAAAUUUUUCAAACAUCGAAGAAGAAAGAUGUUUCGAACUGCGUCACAUUUGACUUUCGCGUAAAAUCGAACAGACAUUCGAUAAACGAGUAACAUGGACAUUCCGGAGACAUUAUAUUACCAUUUUUAUGGUCUUCUUGGUUAGCGUCCCACUAUCAGUUUCCAUCGAAAAUGUCGUAACGUACAUGUGUCAACGUACUGGCCAGAAAUCUAUCAAUAAGAGGGAGAUCUUCGCAUUCUAUCAAGGUUUCGGGAAUACUAUAUAAAGGCGUGUAUAUAAAGGCGUCUCUUCAAAUUCGAUUUUAUAACACAGUCGCGAUCAGCACCAUGAAUACUUUGACCGUCGUCCUUUUCUGCGUGCUCGCAGUGGUUGUAUCCGCUGCACCUCCGCAUUUUGCGCAACAAGAAUUCAUCCCCAUUUUGGCUUCGAACCUGGACGGACCGAACGUGGACGGUUCAUACAGCUACAGUUUCCAGACCGGAAAUGGCAUCCAAGCACAGGAGCAAGGCAGCCUUGUCAAGAUCUCCAAAGACGAAGACGCCAAUCGUGUUCAGGGAUCCUUCAGCUACACCGAUGUCGACGGCAAUCCUAUCAGCCUGAGUUACACCGCAGAUGAAAACGGUUUUCAUCCCAGCGGCGAGCAUCUGCCGGUCGCGCCUCCGAUUCCCGAUGCCAUCCUGAAAGCCUUGGAAUACAUCUCCCAGCAUCCCGAGGAGGAUAACCUGUAGAAGUGUUACAGUAACGUACAGAUCGCUCAGACUGAAAUCUUAUUGGUAAUUCUGUGAUCUUACAAUCGUUAGUGUGCGAAAUCUCAUACCGUUGGUACAAAAACACAAGAUGUGAAAUACUUAAUCAAGUGUGAAGAAUUUAACAGAAGUAAAACAGACGAGUACCUGUAAUCUAUUAUACACUGUAUCUUAUCUAUCAUACUCAAAUAGUGUAAUUAAGCCAAAUCGAUCCGAUAUAAUUAACCGUGAGUUAAAGCUUAAACCAUAAUGGAAAUCUAUUGUGAAUUAAUUAGAUAGAAAUUAUGUUUAUCGAGAUAUUGGGACUUCAUACUUCUAUUUGCAAUUCUAUUUGUAUUCAAAUAAUCGAGCAAAUUUCCUUUGGCGGGAGCGUUGUCCCGGGAGUGAAUUAGUGCAGUCAAUUAGCACCUGCUGCAUUAAUUAAGGAACCAUGUAGCGCGCAUACUAUGUACACAAAGUCACUACUGCCGCAACGUUUAUAUUAAACGCUACUUGUAUCGAUAAAAUAAACCUGCUUUAAACGUUGA